Molecule: messenger RNA, 1172 nt
Organism: Trichogramma pretiosum
Lineage: Eukaryota; Metazoa; Arthropoda; Insecta; Hymenoptera; Trichogrammatidae
Gene: mRpS35
Product: 28S ribosomal protein S35, mitochondrial
Exons: 3
Coding region: 124-1152 (342 amino acids)
Biological process (GO): mitochondrial translation
Cellular component (GO): mitochondrial small ribosomal subunit
Molecular function (GO): structural constituent of ribosome
Source: RefSeq, a predicted model, not a curated record
GUAGCCUGUAUAGCGGACGCUACUCGUUAGCUUUCGGUUCAACAACUGUCUAAACUAGAUAGGUUAUGUUUAUGUAAAAUAUUUUGUUGAUUUUUUUAAAGGAUUGAAUAAUUGUCUGCAAAAAUGUCUCUCGUGGCGAGACUGUGCGAAAGACACUCUGUCUAUUUGAUACCAAGUAUCAACAAUUUGACAGUGGUAAGAAGUGUUACAAAGGCCAGAAUACCCAACACAGCAACUUCAAAAACAGAUAAAGAUGGUUUUCGAAUAUUGGAGUUGAUACCAAAACCACCCGAAAAACAACAAAGAAUUGUAAAAAAAAUACAAGCUCUACCUCCAAGAAUGAAUCAAAUGGCCGUUGAUCAAGAUUGGACAUCAGUUUGGCCUGGACAAAGGACUUUUCAUCCAGCAUCUGUUCCUUUACCUGUUCGUCAAGGGUAUCCAAAAAAAAAUGAAGCUCCUCCUAGUAAAUAUGGCAAUGCUGAGUUGAUGAAAAUUCCAAACUUUUUACAUUUAACUCCUCCUACUAUUAAAAGACAUUGUGAAGCACUAAAAAAAUUUUGUACCAAAUGGCCUGAAGAACUUGACACUGAUAUUAGUUAUGAUAAACAUUUUCCUUUAGAAGUUAUUUACUCAAAUUACUGCUAUUCAGGUCCAUCAAUUAGGGAACCAAUGGCCAGAAUAGUAAGUUUUAGAGUAAAAUUGUCCAAUUUGACACUAGAUCAACAUGCAAAAGACAAAAUUUUAAGACUUGUUGGUGAGAGGUACGAUCCUGAAUCAGACCUUCUCACAAUUGUAGCUGAUCGAUGCCCUAUUAGGAAACAGAAUUAUGAAUAUGCUGAAUAUUUACUAACAGCUUUAUAUCAUGAAUCUUGGCGAAAAGAAGAAUGGGAAAAUGAAAAAACUCUUGCAGAUAUGGAAUAUUAUGAUUGGGAUUUAGAACAAAGCAGAAAAAAUUUAGUAACAGUAUAUGCUUGGCCUGAAAUACCUCAAGAUUAUGAUUAUGAAAAUAUUCCUAAUGCAACGGAAUACAAGAUUGCUGUAUCUGAUUUAGUCAACAAUGGUGAAGAUGAUUUUUCUGUUAAUAAGUAUAAAGAAGCUGUAAAGAAAAUUAUGUUUUGGAAGCCUGACGGGGACAAACCAAAUGAAAAAUAAAAUCUUGUUAUGAUUUAGAA